This is a messenger RNA of Topomyia yanbarensis, 2419 nucleotides long. Its product is annotated as fatty-acid amide hydrolase 2-B. The transcript is spliced from 3 exons. Lineage: Eukaryota; Metazoa; Arthropoda; Insecta; Diptera; Culicidae. The record is from RefSeq and is a predicted model, not a curated record. The coding region runs from base 679 to 2253 and encodes 524 amino acids.
AUGAUUGGAAUGCAAAAAGUGUAAGUCUAUCACAAGACUGCAGUUUCCUUAUGUAACACUGUAGGUUGUGUUAUUCACACAGCAUUCCACAAACAAGACGAUACGCAAUCAAUAGCGGCACAGCUUGAUAUAAACUUAUGAUGUUGUUUUAUGUUUAUCUUCUCCGCAAUAAAACAGAAUUUGAUGAAUACAUUAUUCUCCCGACGUAUGCUCUUCGCGAGCUGUAACAAUACGGUGAGCGAAUCUUUUGAUACACGCGUGUCGAGAGUAAACAGUAUUUGCUCACGAUCGAGAACCGACCGGACAGACAGUCCGAUUGCGGUGUUCGGUAGAGUGUAAUUGCAGUUAUUUUCACUCUUUGCUGCAAGUAGUUUUUUAGGUACAGCAGUUGCCUGCCAUAUCUAUAUUGAUUGUACUCCAAAAGAGAAAGUUUACAAUCGAUGUACCUACAUCCUCUGCAGCUGUAAAAACUAUGACCCGAACCUGAAUUAGAUUAUAGAAUAUAGAUUAGUUGGUUGUCCCGUGUGUAUUGCGAUUAUUACGGUGCGCUGAUGUCAAAUGACUGUAUAAUGAAGUUGUGAUUCCAAGGAGUGUAACAUUGCAAAGUUUGAGCACUAUCGGCGGAGUCUGCUCACAGCCUCGAAAUACAACAGUUAUCACCAAUUUAAAUUCUGUACAAUGAGUGGCAGAAGAAUGAGCUGGGCCAUUCGACGGUUGCUGCGCGGGGCGAUGCACGUGUUCAGCUGGUUCGUCGUCCCGUACUCGUAUGUGGUAAGUGCGCGGAUUCGACACAAACAGCUUCCGCCCAUUGAAAAUCCGUUGCUACAAAUUCCGGCCGUAACAUUGGCCGCCAAAAUUCGAACCGGUCAAAUCAAAAGCGAAGCCGUUGUCAGUGCUUACAUCGAACGGUGUCGACAGGUUAACCCGCUUUUGAACGCCAUUGUGGAGGAACGUUUCGAGCAGGCUUUGGAGGAUGCUAGGCGAAUCGAUCAGGAGGUGGCUGAGGGUUUGAAAAGUGAAGAACAGUUGGCUAAUGAGACUCCCAUUCUCGGAGUUCCAGUUACUAUCAAGGAAAGUCUGGGAGUUAAAGGCAUGAGCAAUUCUGGUGGGAGAAAACUGAAAAAUAAACGAAUCGCUCAACAAGACGCACCGGUUGUACAACAAAUUAAGAAAAAUGGAGGAAUUAUACUGCUAGUUAGCAACACUCCUGAGCUGUGCAUGUGUUGGGAAACGUACAAUAAAUGUACUGGACUCACCAAAAAUCCAUACGAUUUACGGCGAACAGUAGGUGGAUCAUCGGGUGGUGAAGCCGCCCUAAUUAGUUCCGCAGCGUCACUGAUGGGAGUGACGACCGACAUAGCCGGGUCUUCUCGACUGCCAGCUGCAUUUGUUGGUGUAUUCGGACACAAACCUUCCCCAUUCGUUGUGUCCCCUUACGGUCACCAUCCAUCGUGUGAGGAUGAAACGUGGGGUAAUUUUUUCACUCCAGGUGCAAUGUGCCGAUAUGCAGAAGAUCUUCCACUUCUCCUGCGAGCCAUGAGAGACCCCGAUGGAACGGCCGUCACCUUAGAUGCAUCAGUGAAUCUAACCGAUCUUAAAUACUACUACAUGGAAAAUGAUGGUCCGACCGGAUUAACCGAACCAAUUCAACCGGACAUACAGGCUGCCAUUGCAAGCGUGGUGAAUCACUUCAACGCCGAGAAGGUUCAUCUGAAACGACUGAUUUGGUCGUUGGACAUUUCCAUGUGUAAAAUGCUGAGAAUGAAGGAUGUUGAAACGAUCUACACUCUGCAGCAGGAUGGUCAACCAAACACCACCUUUGGCAAAGAAAUAUUCAAAUAUUUAUGUGGUUGCUCUGACUCCGACCUUCCUUCGGUGGCGAUCGGCCCCAUGCAGCAUAUCAUCCAGAACUACAUUCCCAGUUCAAGGCUAGCCUUCCUGGACGAGCAAACUGAAUUGCUUCGGAAGGAUUUCAUCGACAUGCUUGGGACGAACGGAGUGUUCAUUUAUCCAGUGUUCCCAAACACUGCCCAUCGGCAUUUUGAAAUUUACUACAAACUGGUGGACACGAGCUACAUGAUGGUGUUCAACACCCUCGGUCUUCCGGCAGCUUCCUGCAUGGUUGGGAUGGACCGCAACAAGCUGCCCAUGGCUGUGCAGAUAGUGUCUAGUCCUGGUCAGGAUCAUCUUAUUUUAGCAGUAGCCAAAGAGUUGGAGCGAAAGUACGGUGGUUGGGUACCCCCGUCGGUUUAAUAUGGAUUAUGGAAACCAUGAAGUGACUUUUAAGGUGUUAGUGAUAAGCUUCAACCAUAGAUAGCCCUGGCAGAAUGAUAGGCUAAGAGAUACUGUUAAUAUUUUUCUAUAUUCUAGAUAGUUGAUUUGAAUCCAUUAAUUAAAGUUUUUUGAGGAUAUUUUUCAA